ACUCUCUCUUUCGGAAAAUUCCACCAUUUUUUCCCGAUUUAUGCAUUCAGCAGAUAGGCGUUGAUGCAUCUCUGUACGUGUAAAGAUUGAUUACUAUUUAUUCUUAUUGAAGCUGUAUAACGGCCCCGAUUCUGAAUUUCUUCUUUCGUUUGAAUCUGAGUUCGUGCAUAAAUUAUUCGGAGUUUUGAAUUUUGAAUUUUAUGCAUUUAGUCUUCUUCAUUCUGGUGCUUCCAGCGCGGAAUUAGUUGGAUAUGGCUGAUUCUCUGGAGCGAAAAUCAGUGGAAUUGGUUUCUUGUGCCUGAUUUUCAUUUUUCCCGGAGAAGUUUUGUUCGGUGGAUUGCUGUCUAGCUUUGGUUUCUGUGAAUUUCAAUUCGAAUUUCUUAAUGGAGCAGAGAGAGGGAGACGAUUUACCUCCAAUUAAGCAGCUGCCUCCUCAAUCAGAAGCUUCUUCUCCGGCGCCAGCGGAUUUGCCGGCUAGGAAGCUUGUGAGGCAGCUGGAUUUUACUGGCUUUAGCGGCUCAUCGAGUGUUGAAAUCACGAAGCCGGUGCAGCCCGCUGUACAGCAGCCGCAGUUGGCGAAGAACCAGCCGCCGCAGAUGCUGUUUAUGACGAUGCAACAAACUCCGCAGCCAGCUCUGCCGCCGGCUCAACAUUCGAUACGACCUCUUUUGAAACCUGAAUCCCCUAGAACGCGUCCAAGACAGAAUGUAUCUGAAGUUAAGGAUGGCACUCCAAAGAAGCAAAAGCUGUGUAAUUGCAAACAUUCACGUUGUUUGAAGUUGUAUUGUGAAUGCUUUGCUUCUGGAGUGUAUUGUGAUGGUUGCAACUGUGUCAAUUGUCAUAACAAUGUCGAAAAUGACGCAGCCAGAAGAGAAGCAGUUGAGGCAACAUUGGAAAGGAACCCAACUGCUUUCAGACCCAAAAUUGCUAGCAGUCCACAUGGAGCUCGGGAUAGCAGGGAAGAAGCUGGUGAAGUGUUAGUUUCAGGAAAGCAUAACAAAGGAUGUCACUGUAAGAAAUCAGGAUGUCUUAAAAAGUACUGUGAGUGCUUUCAAGCAAAUAUUCUUUGUUCUGAAAAUUGUAAAUGCAUAGACUGCAAAAACUAUGAAGGAAGUGAAGAGCGACAGGCUCUCUUUCAUGGGGAUCAUGCCAAUAACAUUGUAUAUAUCCAACAGGCAGCAAAUGCUGCCAUCACGGGUGCUAUCGGGUCUUCUGGUUAUGGGUCUCCUCCAUUAAGUAAGAAAAGGAAAGGUCAAGACCUCUUAUUUGGGCCAACAGUGAAAGAUCCUGCACAACGGCUUGGACAGUUACAACAGGUGAAUCAAGUUAAGGCUUCUGUACCUUCCCCCUUAUGGCCUUCAAUACCUGGUACUGGCCCCAGUAACCCGUCUGUCGUAAAUCCAUCAAAGUUUACUUACAGGUCUUUGUUAGCUGACAUCAUUCAGCCCCAAGAUUUGAAGGAGCUUUGUUCAGUGCUUGUUGUAUAUUCAGGAGAGGCUGCAAGAAUGCUUGCAGAAAAGCAAGCAGAAGAUUCCAGAGACUGCUCAUUAGUUUCUUCAACACAAGAACAGUCUCAAAGCGAAAAGCAUAUUUCAGUUGAGAGAGCUCAAGCUCCUUCAUCUGAAAGCCAGAGAGAGAGGACCAAAGCGGAGGAGUCUGGUUCAGAUGGAGCAGAUGUUUCAAGAGGAAGGGCGAUGUCGCCCAGCACUUUAGCUCUAAUGUGUGAUGAAGGAGAUACAAUGUUCACUUCCGUUGCUUCCUCUAGUGGUUUAGUGGAAUGUAAUGAGCCAUCCCAGUUGCCUAUUGAGCAAGGAAUGGCUAAGGCUUACGCUGAGCAAGAAAGGAUUGUCUUAACAAAGUUCCGAGAAUGUCUUAACAGGCUCAUCACGUUAGGAGAAAUAAAAGAGACAAAGUAUUGUUCGUUGGCACGGAUACAAUCAGGUGUAGAAAAUGACCUUGUGGCUAGCACCAGCUAUUCGAAUGAGAGCAUUGGUAGGAGUCAACAACUGAUAAGCAAUGGUGCAGCUGUAUUUGCUGCUUCUAUACAAAGAGCUUCUCCAGCCGUAACUAUGGCACUUGAUGCAGUCAAUAAUGUAGCCCAUCGAAGAGUAACACAUCCUGAAAACGGAGAUGUAAAAACGAAACCUGAAUCACAAUCGUGAUGUGCAGUGUGUAGGAUUAGAUAUGCUGCUGCAUCAUUUGUAAUAUUAUGCAGAUUUUCUUUUUUCCCGUUCAUUAAACAUUAUCAAUUUAACAUAAAAAUAAUUCAUGUUCCUUUUGUUCAAUUCAAACAUCUUAUUCUUUGAUA
This is a messenger RNA of Salvia splendens (bonfire salvia), 2308 nucleotides long. Its product is annotated as protein tesmin/TSO1-like CXC 5. NCBI's taxonomy places the organism in Eukaryota, Viridiplantae, Streptophyta, Magnoliopsida, Lamiales, Lamiaceae. Gene Ontology annotation, biological process: regulation of DNA-templated transcription. The coding region runs from base 384 to 2162 and encodes 592 amino acids. Gene Ontology annotation, cellular component: nucleus. The record is from RefSeq and is a predicted model, not a curated record. The transcript is spliced from 8 exons.